Nasonia vitripennis (jewel wasp) is the source of this 1939-nucleotide messenger RNA. Its product is annotated as pre-mRNA-processing factor 17. Gene Ontology annotation, biological process: mRNA splicing, via spliceosome. The record is from RefSeq and is a predicted model, not a curated record. Gene Ontology annotation, cellular component: catalytic step 2 spliceosome. NCBI's taxonomy places the organism in Eukaryota, Metazoa, Arthropoda, Insecta, Hymenoptera, Pteromalidae. Gene Ontology annotation, molecular function: mRNA binding; protein binding. The transcript has 7 exons. Bases 120 to 1883 code for a protein of 587 amino acids.
AAGAGUGGGGGUAAAAACGAAACGAACCACGUCUCUGAUCUGUCUUGCUCCGAACCGUCAGAUAGGUGAAUAGGUGAUCGAGUUAUACAUGGUACGCUGCGAUAAUAUACAAGCGAAAAAUGGAUGCGCUUCGAGGUUAUGGAAGCAGCGACGACAAUAACAGUGAAGAUGAAAGCAUAGAAGUAAAGCCGGUAGUACCUGAAAUUAAAAGUGAAACAGACGAACCAAAAAGUGAUGAAGUUUCCACUGAAAGUCCACCCAAAUCCAUUGAAUUUUUGUCUACUUUGGCAUUGAAAAUAUGUGCGGCGCCAGAGGUGGUAGGAACGGGCACAGAAUUAUGUGUGCAACACAUUGACUCUACCACAAAAGAAUUGACCUUCAACCCAAAAUUUCACGAGCUCUUUGCUCCUGAAGUUGGUCCUGAAAAUCCAUUCAAGACAGAACAACAAAAAGCUCCAAAAAAUACGCUCUCCGGAUAUGUGGAAAAGGCACAUAUAAGUGAAUUUCAAUUCGAGAAUCAAAGGAGGACGUUUGCUAGUUACGGUUAUGCAUUGGAUCCAACUGUUGACGGAAGUGCGGAGGAAGGAAAAGUAUUAAUAGGAGCACUUGAAGCAGCUGAAGAAACUGGUGGAAAGACUGUUUUUGAAAAUACAGCUAUUCGACCUGCCGACAAAAGAAAAAGAAAUAGAAAUGAUGAUCCUACAGAUAUUACUGGAUUUUUAGGUCCUUGGGGAGGUUUCGUGGACGAAAAACGUGUAAUUAAGCCUAGCGACGAGGAAGCUGCAGAGUUAGAAGAAAUAUUAGCUAAAAGAAACAAAAGAGGAAAGCAAACAGAUGAUAAACCGCUUGAAGAGAAGACUGUUUUGCACAUCAAAGAUAGCGUUGACUACCAGGGAAGAUCUUUCCUUCAUGCUCCACAAGAUGUUGGAGUUAAUCUCAGAUCUGACUCACCACCUGAAAGAUGCUUCCUACCUAAAGCACAGAUUCAUACAUGGGAAGGACACACGAAAGGCAUUUCUCAAAUUAGGUGGUUCCCUGUUACUGCUCAUCUUUUAUUAUCAUGUAGUAUGGACUGCAGAGUUAAACUGUGGGAAGUAUACAAGGAAAGAAGAUGUAUUAGAACGUAUUAUGGUCAUCGUCAAGCGGUAAGAGACGUAAGUUUUGACAAUGACGGAAAAAAAUUCCUGUCGGCCGGCUAUGAUCGGUAUGUUAAGUUAUGGGACACUGAAACUGGCGCGUGUGUAUCGAGAUUUACUAGUCGUAAAGUACCCUACUGUGCGAAAUUUAAUCCAGAUCCAGAUAAGCAACAUCUCUUUGUUGCUGGUACAAGUGAUAAGAAAAUUAUUUGCUGGGACAUAAGAUCUGGAGAAAUAAUUCAAGAAUAUGACAGGCAUUUAGGAGCUGUAAAUACAAUUACGUUCGUCGAUGAAAAUCGACGAUUUGUGACGACGUCAGACGACAAGAGUUUGAGGGUGUGGGAGUGGGACAUUCCAGUGGACAUGAAGUAUAUCGCAGAUCCCACGAUGCACUCCAUGCCGGCGGUCACGCCAUCGCCUAAUCAAAAGUGGUUGGCUUGUCAAAGUAUGGACAACAAGAUUGUCAUAUUCUCUGCCUUAAAUAGAUUUAAAAUGAAUCGCAAAAAAACUUUUACUGGACAUAUGGUUGCCGGGUAUGCCUGUGGAAUUGACUUUUCUCCUGAUAUGAGUUAUCUGGUAUCGGGAGAUGCAGAUGGAAAAUGUUACGUGUGGGAUUGGAAGACGACUAAACUGUACAAAAAAUGGAAAGCCCACGAUAAUGUAUGUAUUUCUACGUUGUGGCAUCCGCAUGAACCAUCCCGACUUGCUACAGCAGGUUGGGAUGGAAAAAUCAAGUAUUGGGAUUAAUUCUGUACAUAAAUAAGUUCAUAGGUAAUAAAAUAAUAUUUUUAUUUUAACAAUAA